Arthroderma uncinatum is the source of this 648-nucleotide messenger RNA. RefSeq names its product putative Glutathione S-transferase. The record is from RefSeq and is a predicted model, not a curated record. Bases 1 to 648 code for a protein of 215 amino acids. Gene Ontology annotation, cellular component: cytoplasm. Lineage: Eukaryota; Fungi; Ascomycota; Eurotiomycetes; Onygenales; Arthrodermataceae. The transcript is spliced from 5 exons. Gene Ontology annotation, molecular function: glutathione binding; glutathione transferase activity.
AUGGGCCUCAAAUUGUACGGGUUUUCCCACUCGACCAACACCCAGCGUGUUGUCCUCGUCCUUAACGAGUUGAAGGUCCCGUUUGAAUAUAUCAGCGUCGACCUAUCGAAGGGUGAGCAUAAGAAUGAGGAUUAUAUGAAGAUUCAGCCCUUUGGCUGUGUUCCCUGCAUUGACGAUGAUGGUUUUGUUCUCUACGAGAGUCGAGCUAUUUGCCACUACAUAGUAACUAAAUACGCCAGUCAAGGCACGCCUUUGGUCCCAUCGGAGCUUAAAGCGAACGCUCUCUAUGCACAGGGCUUGAGUCUUGAAGUUGGCAGCUUCGAUGCCGCUGCUGCUCCCCUUGUUUAUGAGAAGCUAUUUAAGCCAUACCAAGGCAAGACCCCGGAUGAACACUCCGUUAAGCUAUUCGAGUCAAACCUUCUACAAUGUCUGGAUGGAUACGAGAAAAUCCUGAGCAAGCAGAAGUAUAUCGGGGGCAACGAGCUAACGCUUGCCGAUCUUUACCACCUCCCUUACCUUACCCUACUCCCCCAAGUUGGGUGCAAUGCCGUUGACGAAAGACCUUCCGUGUCUAGAUGGGCUAAAGAGAUCCUCGCUCGGCCAACGUGGAAAUCUCUCAUGGAGGACGGCGUAAAGGGUUCUGCUUAA